Octopus sinensis (East Asian common octopus) is the source of this 1519-nucleotide messenger RNA. Its product is annotated as zinc finger protein 239-like. The transcript is spliced from 3 exons. The record is from RefSeq and is a predicted model, not a curated record. Gene Ontology annotation, cellular component: nucleus. Gene Ontology annotation, biological process: regulation of transcription by RNA polymerase II. NCBI's taxonomy places the organism in Eukaryota, Metazoa, Mollusca, Cephalopoda, Octopoda, Octopodidae. Bases 167 to 1123 code for a protein of 318 amino acids. Gene Ontology annotation, molecular function: RNA polymerase II cis-regulatory region sequence-specific DNA binding; DNA-binding transcription activator activity, RNA polymerase II-specific.
CAUUGAUCACAUUUAGAAGAAAUAUAAGAGAAGUGAUAUUUGUUUGGAAUAAACUAUAAAAACAAAAAGAAGCAAAAUAUCCAUAAAUUUUGGUGAGAGGAGAAAUAUUAUUAAAAAGUUGUUGAUCUGUAGAACUUGAAGGGUUCAUUAUAUUUUUCUUGAAGAGAUGUCGGAAGAAUUAAGAGAAUCAUCAUAUGACUGUGACAUCUGCAAAGAGUCAUUCUUAGAAGAAAGUAAAUUCAAUCAACACAAACAAAUUCAUAGAAGAGAGAAACAACAUCAUUGUGAUAUCUGUGGUAAAUCAUUCUCUCACAAAAGAAAUUUAACCAGACACAAUCGUAUUCAUACAGGAGAGAAACCAUAUAAGUGUGAUAUCUGCAGUAAAUCAUUCUCUCGAAAUCACCAAUUGACCGAACACAGACGUACUCAUACAGGAGAAAAACCAAAUCGCUGUGACAUCUGUGGUGUAACUUUUGCUGCUGUGAGCACUGUGAUAGCACACAAGCGUAUCCAUACAGGAAUCAAACUAUACCGGUGUGAUAUCUGUGGUGAAUCAUUCUCUGCUGUGAGUACCUUAACUACUCACAAACGUACUCAUACUGGCGAGAAACCAUAUCAAUGUGAUAUCUGUGGUAAAUCAUUCUCUGAAAAUAAGAAUUUAACUACCCAUAAACGCACUCAUACAGGUGAGAAGCCAUAUCACUGUGAUACCUGUGGAAAUUCAUUUUCUCAAAGUUACCAGUUGACUCUACACAGAUUUAUUCUCACAGGACAAAAACCAUAUCAGUGUGAUAUCUGUGGUAAAUCAUUCUCUCGAAGUCAACACUUGGCUAUACACAAACGCACUCAUACAGGUGAGAAACCAUAUCACUGUGAUAUCUGCGGUAAAUCGUUUGCUGUUAGAAGUAAGGUAACUUCUCACAAACGUGUUCAUACAGGGGAGAAACCAUACCAAUGUGAUAUCUGUGGUAAAUCAUUCUCUUUUGGGUGUAGUUUAACCACUCACAAACGUGUCCAUACAGGUGAGGAAGUCCAUUAUUGUGAUAUCUGUGGAAAAUCGUUUUCUUAUGGAUGUAGUUUAUCUCGGCACAAACGUAUUCAUACAGGAGAGAAGCCAUGUUAAUUAAUAAUUCUCUGUUCGGAUUAGCUUCACUGAAUUGUAAUUUAUUUAUACGCCGAUGCCAGCGCCGCCUUGACUGGCACGUAAAAACCACCAAUUGAUCGUAGCCGUUACCAGCCUUGCCUGGCAUGUAAAAAGCACCCACUACACUCACGGAGUUGUUGGCGUUAGGAAGGGCAUCCAGCUGUAGAAACACUGCCAGAUCAGACUGGAAACCACACGUCGAGCAAAAGGGCAAAAGCUUGCUCGAUUCUCAGUACGUAUACCACCGCUCGAACCGUCGAACCCAUACUAGCAUGGAAAAUGGACGUUAAACGAUGAGGUUUAUAUGUAUCUCAUUGUGUUCGACUCUCUUCUACUCUUUUACUUGUUUCAGUCAUUUGACUGUGGCCAUGCUGG